AUGGGAGUAAACAGGGGGGACAUGACCCUCAAUACAUUAUCAAUAAUAAAACCAGUCACUGGGUCGCUUUCAGGGAAGGUGAACCUUCCCUGCUUCUUCUCCACCAUCCCAACCUCAGCACCAGUCAUCAGUCCCAAUGGAACAGCCAUUUAUAGCAGAGAUUACUUGCGUAUCAAAUGGACCAAAAUAGAAGGAGGAGUAGAAUCCACAGUGCUGGUGGCUCAAAAUGGGGUGAUCAAAAUAGGCUCCAUGUACAGGAAUCGUGUAUCAGUGCCCAGUCACCCCGAGGAUGUAGGCGAUGCCUCACUGACAAUGGUCAAGCUGCGUGCCAGUGAUGCAGGUACUUAUCGCUGUGAGGUCAUGUACGGCAUCGAGGACACCCAGGAUACAGUUAACCUUGAUGUCAAUGGUGUGGUUUUUCACUACCGGGCAAGCACCAGCAGGUACACUCUGGACUACCAUAAGGCGAUUCAAACUUGUCGGAAUAUUGGAGCAACCAUUGCUACUUAUGAACAACUGAAAGCAGCCUACGAGGAUGGCUUUGAUCAAUGUGAUGCUGGCUGGAUUGCAGACCAGACAGUGAGAUACCCAAUUACAAAGCCAAGGAAGGGUUGCUUUGGUAACCUGAAGACAAAACCUGGUGUUAGGACGUAUGGUACCAGGAAGCCCACGGACACCUAUGACGUUUACUGUUAUGCAGACAAACUUGAUGGUGAAGUGUUCUAUGCUCCUGUGACCCGUAAGAUGACCUUUGAGGAGGCCAGUGAAGAGUGUAAGAAGAGGAAGGCUGUCCUGGCAAGUCCUGGUCAGCUCCAUGCUGCUUGGCGACUUGGUCUGGACAAGUGUGACUAUGGCUGGCUUUCUGAUGGAAGUGCACGGCAUCCUGUUGCAGUACCCCGACUGCAGUGUGGUGGAGGCCUGAUAGGUGUCAGGACCAUGUACCGUUACAGAAACCAGACCGGCUUCCCAGAACCAACUAAGAAGCUUGGAGCUUACUGUUUUCAAGAAGGUAACACAUGUUCUGAAAACAUUUGUCUGAAUGGAGGAUCUUGCUACCAGAGUGGAAGCAUCUACACAUGUAGCUGUGCUCCUGGGUACAGUGGUGAUCGCUGUGAAACAGAUAUUGAUGAGUGCCACUCAAACCCUUGCCUCAACGGAGGUACAUGUGUUGAUGGGCUGGCUUCCAUCACAUGUGUGUGUCUCCCUAGCUACACUGGGCUGUUUUGUGAGGAGGAUACGGAGACAUGUGACUAUGGCUGGCACAAGUUUCAGGGCCACUGCUACAAGUACUUCCCCCAAAGAAGAAACUGGGACACAGCGGAGAGAGAAUGUCGCAUGCACGGGGCUCAUCUCACCAGCAUUCUCUCCCAUGAGGAGCAACACUUUGUUAACCGUCUUGGACAGGACUAUCAAUGGAUCGGCCUGAAUGAUAAGAUGUAUGACAGUGACUUCCGCUGGACUGAUGGCAGGCCUAUGCAAUAUGAAAACUGGAGGCCCAACCAGCCUGACAGCUUCUUCUCCUCUGGCGAGGACUGUGUAGUGAUGAUAUGGCAUGAAGAUGGCCAAUGGAAUGAUGUUCCUUGCAACUACCACCUCACCUACACCUGCAAGAAGGGCACAGUGGCCUGUAGCCAGCCUCCUCUUGUGGAGAAUGCACGCACCUUUGGAAAGAAGCGUGAGAAAUAUGAGAUCAACUCACUGGUGAGGUACCAGUGCCGGACAGGCUUUAUUCAGAGACAUGUCCCAACUAUCCGUUGUCGUGGGAAUGGUCAGUGGGAUGACCCUAAAAUCAGCUGUAUGAACCCAUCGAGCUAUCAGAGGACUUUUAUGAGAAGACAUCAACAUAAUAGUCUCUACAGCGUCAACAACUUCAAGAGAUGGCCAGAUGAGGCCUUCCGCUUACAGCUUUACAGAGGAAGGAGAGAUAGAACUCAACAUAGGCGGAAGAGACACUGAGUGCCAAUAAACAUGGAACAGCUUCAUUGAAACAAGGACACAAAGUUGAUGCUUGUGUGAAAAGAGAAAAAAGGAUUUCAAAGGAAAAGCACAAGAGAAAACUCACAAAAGAAACCAAAUGGAUCUGCAGUUUUGUUGCAUCUUGGAUGACGAUGGAACUUUAUGAAGUGCCUUUUAGUAAAAAAAAAAAUAUAUAUAUUGAUACAUGACUUUUCUUCUCACGGGGCAGUGCAGUGCCAAUGAGGAUCAAAUACUUUCAGCUGGCUACUGGAAAAAAAAUAAUUCUUUUUUCUAACUGCAGAGUUCCUUUUCUGUCCUUUGCUCAUCAAAAAAUACAACUAUGACUGUUGUCUAAUAUCUUUGUACUUUGACUGUGCUAUUUAAAGUCAUCAUAACUGUUCAUAGUCCUAGAGAAAAAGGUUGUGAAAUUAUAGCGCUUAUUUUAUGUAAAGAAACCCAUUGUGUUGUUUGCUGUUUUAAGCUGAACUCUCUUUAACUGUCACGGUCAUGCAUGCAAAUGUCUAUUGAAGUCCUCGUUUUUCCAACUGUUUAUUCUAUGUCAAGAGAUUCAGUUAUGGCAUCUGAAAACACAAAGAGGCAUCAGUGGCAGUGAUGGAUUAUGCAAAGACUCACAGUUUACAUUUGCCUUUUUUGAAUUUUCUACAGCCUAUCAAACUUCACACCUUAAUGCCUUCCUCUCUCUAGUUUAAGCCUCAUCAGCAGAGAUGCAAAUCCAUUUUUUCUGGAUCAUUGUUUCAUAGCUUUUUUGGUGAAAGUUAUUGACAUUCCAGACCCGAACACAUUGAAGUCUUGGGAAGUCUUACCAAAUCACUCAGUUUAUUAUUGUAGAUUUUUCAAGUGGUGGCAGCUCUGGAAGUCCAAAUAACAUCUCUUAUAAGAUCACCUAAUCAAAGUUUUGCCAAUGGAUGAAUGUUCAUUGAUAGAUUCCUAUAAACACGAUCUAAAAUGUAUUGAUAUAACUUUGUAGGAUGUUUUUUCAAAAUCAAACACGGAAUAAGCCUCUAUCGUCAAAUAACAAAAGAUGUCCUUUUUUUUUUUUUUUAAAGAAGGGAUGUGUGGCUCAAGAAGCCUGUGUUUUAUGCUUUUGGAUGUUCCGUGCAUAACUUAAAACUAGUUUCUACAGCAUGUUUACAACACAUGUAAUGCUGUUUUUUUAUUAAUGAAUCAAAGAGUCUAAUGCUCUUUGGCUUAUGAUGGUUUUCUUCUUCUGCGAACUUUACAUAUCUGUUAUUGUGGUUAAUUGGAAUCAAGCAGUGAGAGAAUGUAUUUUGUGAAACAAAACCAAAAGACUUGAACGUAAGGGCUGUUUUGGCAAGGAUGCAUAUAAUUUAUUUUCAAGCUGCUCUUCAUCUCCUCAGUUGGAUAAUACUCACAUUUAAAAUAUGAUGCUGUCAACUGGCCCAGCAGUGCUCUUCACAUAUUUUUUUAUUGUAUGCACAACAGGAGACCAGCCACGGUCACAGACUGGUUGAAAGGGAAGAUGAUACGAUGGAUUUAUGUAUUUUUACACCUUUAAUGCCAACAGUGGACCAAAGAAUAUAGAGGGCCCAAUUGGCUGCAAUAAUUCUCUGUUACUUUAACUUUUUUUUAAAUUGUGGAUGGUGAUGUAUGUCUCCUGUUUGUUUGUUUGUUUUUUGAUCGAAAAAUGAUUUCGCUCUGCCUGUGAAUGUCUAUGUGUGUUUUUAAGCCUCAAUGUGCAUAUAAUAUCAUUUUAUAUUUAUAACAGUUUUUAUUUUAAAAUGUGAAUGUUUGGGAUUUUUUGAUAAGAUAAACUGUAUUUUCCUGCUUAAA
Messenger RNA from Labrus bergylta (ballan wrasse), 3768 nucleotides. Lineage: Eukaryota; Metazoa; Chordata; Actinopteri; Labriformes; Labridae. The record is from RefSeq and is a predicted model, not a curated record.